Drosophila obscura is the source of this 1560-nucleotide messenger RNA. RefSeq names its product actin-like protein 6B (gene Bap55). Bases 137 to 1423 code for a protein of 428 amino acids. Gene Ontology annotation, biological process: regulation of transcription by RNA polymerase II; nervous system development. Gene Ontology annotation, molecular function: chromatin binding. Gene Ontology annotation, cellular component: NuA4 histone acetyltransferase complex; SWI/SNF complex. The transcript is spliced from 3 exons. Lineage: Eukaryota; Metazoa; Arthropoda; Insecta; Diptera; Drosophilidae. The record is from RefSeq and is a predicted model, not a curated record.
AUUUUAUCUAUAAAUCUGCGGUCACACUGCUAACGCUAGCGUCGUGAAAAAAGCCGCAAAAUAAAAACAGACAAAACGGGCGUUUUUGAGUAUUUUUGCAAGAAAUCAAGCUGAAAAGUAGUGCCGACGCACCAAGAUGAGUGGCGGCAAUAUGCUAUAUGGCGGCGACGAAAUUGGAGCCCUAGUUUUCGAUCCAGGCCACCACUCGCUGCGUGUGGGCUACGCGCAAGAGGACUCGCCAAAGGCUGAGAUACCCUCUGUUGUCGGCAUUGGGGCAUCCCCAACAGCCCCGGAUACGAAUCUCGAUCCAGAGACCAAAACUGACAACAAUGUGACGCCCAACAAUGCCGACUCGCGCAAGUACUAUGUAGACACAAACUAUGUGAAUGUUCCCCGUUCCCAAAUGGAGGUUCAGACUUACAUGAAGGAUGGCAUGAUCGACAACUGGGAGCUCUUCGAGAAGGUUAUUGACUAUGCCUACGCAAAUGUCAUACAAUCGGAGCCGGAGUACCAUCCGGUGCUCUUCUCCGAGGCGUCCUGGAACGUGCGCAACAACCGCGAGAAGCUCACCGAGCUGAUGUUUGAGAAGUACAAUGUUCCAGCAUUCUUCUUGGUGAAAAAUGCCGUGCUGGCUGCUUUCUCCAGCGGGCGUGCCACGGCGCUUGUGGUGGACAGCGGCGCCACGCAUACAUCGGCCGUGCCCGUCCACGAGGGGUAUGUUCUUUCGCAGGCGGUGGUAAAGUCCCCCCUGGGCGGAGACUUCCUCUCCCGCCAAUGCAGACAGCAUUUGGAUAAGCUUAAUAUCGACUUGUCGCCGGUGUAUAAAAUCGCCUCGAAGGAUGUGGUCAAGGAACGGGACAAUGCUCGAUUCACGCUGCGGAAGCUACCCGAAAAUCUCACACAGUCCUGGCAGAACUACAUGGUUCAGCUAAUGAUGCAGGACUUUCAGAUGAAUAUUCUGCAGGUGCUGGAGAAUCCCUUCGACGAGCGUGUAGCCGCCCAGAUACCAACUGUCCACUACGAGUUCCCCAAUGGAUAUCACCAGGACUUUGGCUCAGAGCGUUUCAAAAUUGCCGAAAGCCUCUUCGACAACGCCAUGCUGGGUGCUGGCCAAUUGGCGUCCACCAGCGUGGGUAUGUGCGAUGCGGAUGUUCGCCUCUCGCUCUUCGGCUCGGUUGUGGUCACAGGUGGCAACACGCUGCUCCAAGGCUUUCCCGAGCGUCUCAAUCGAGAUCUGCAGCUGCGGGCGCCCUCAAAUACGCGUCUGAAAAUGAUUUCGGCCAAUGGGAGUGUUGAAAGGAGGUUCGGUGCCUGGAUUGGGGGCUCCAUACUGGCCAGCAUUGGGACGUUCCAACAGAUGUGGAUAUCUUCGCAGGAGUACGAGGAGGCUGGAAAGAGUCAGGUGGAGCGCAAGUGUCCCUAAACGCUGCCGUUUGGUCAUUAACGUGAACGAAUUCCAAUUGUAAUUUUAAUUUUAAAGACGAAAAUCUAUGUAAUUAUAUAAAUGUGAACUUUUAAAUGCGUUCGUCGGAUACAGAUACAGAUAAACCCACCAAACGA